Messenger RNA from Soboliphyme baturini, 324 nucleotides. NCBI's taxonomy places the organism in Eukaryota, Metazoa, Nematoda, Enoplea, Dioctophymatida, Soboliphymatidae. The record is from the annotation of a GenBank genome assembly.
AUGAUCGAUGUCAGUGGGCAUGUGAAGAAUUUCGCUGCCGGCUUUACCGCGCAUUGGCGAUUGGACUCUCCGGCGUACCGACCGACAGACACUGUAAGAGCGGGUGGGGUGGGGACGACCGCUAGAGCAGCAAUCGCAUUCGUGGAGGGGGGCCACCGCCGUUCAGCGACCAAUCAGCGACGUUGCGGUGUCGAAGCGCUACCGCGAGCGCGGGGUCUUCGUAUCGUAUGGCUCGGCGCGAAGAAGGGGGGGGCGUUGCUGACGAAGCCGGCAGACCUGUGUACAUGGUCAUACGACGGCCGGGUCGGUUCGACAUGGCUGUAG